UGAAAAAUCAAGUCACGGUGACAAAGUAUGGUAGUACGUAGGAAAUAUGAAAUAUCUUCCUAAAUGUUUGGGAACUUGCAUGCUCAAGGAAACUGGACAAUUUACAUUUCCGCUGUUAAGAAAGAGAGUUCAAUUUGCGCGAAUUCAGGGAGUGUGGAGAAUCGAAAAACAAAGAGUUUGAGUCACAUACUCAGGGCGUGUAUGGCACAACCCUGAACAUGUGCCAAGGAACAAAAUCACAGGCAGUGGAGCAGCCAACUACCCUUCAAGGUUUCCUUUUGACUGUCAGCUAUGUCCUGCUUCCCUACCAGAAAAAGCUUUCCCUUCUCUUCUCUUGCACCAAGUAUCUGCAGAUACCAGCCAUGGAUCACCAAACUAAGUUUGCCGUGCAGAAGAUUGUUGUGUCGCUCCAGUCGGCGGAUGAGAUCUUGGAGAAUAUCCUGGACAGAGCUUCUGAAGAGAAAGCAGAAAUGAUUUCUUGCCGAUCGAAUCUUGAUCCCAAGGAUGGGCUGGAAUUCCUGGAAUUGGAGGCUCAUAACAUUCAUGAUCUGGCCAAGGAGGUGGAGAUCAGGCUCUCGGAGCACAGGGAGAAGGAAAGGAAGGAGAGAUGCAGGAUGGAGAGUAUGAUAUCAAGCUUAAAGAAGGGGAACCAGGAUAUUAGGAGCAUGUUGGAGGUUGCUGUGACCGAGAAGGAGGCGGCGGAGAAUAGCCUUCGUGUGUUGAAGGACGACGUCGAUCAGAGAAGAAGUUCAAUAUUGCAGAUUGCUGAGAAGGGGUUGCAGAAGGUUGGCUUUGGCUUCAUCAUGGAGGUGAUAAGUGGAGAAACAGAAGGAGAUGAGAUGAGUAGCUCCAGUGCCAGUGCAGCAUCUAAUGGAAGCGAAAGUAAACAGGAGGUUGACAGUCUGGUAAGUAUUUCUACAUCACUCCUUGGUAGCUGCAACGGUUCUGUUGUUUAGAUAAUAGCCCCAAGCACCAACUACAAAAUACAGUACAUAGUUGUUAUUUGUGAAGUGAUUGUCAUUUAAUCCCUAUUCUAUGAUCAUGCACGCAAUGCAGCUAGAAACUAUUGAUCUUGUUAUGUUUAGAAGUUGUCCACUGAAAUCAUCAUGCACUGGAAAACUUGUCAGCUAAUAAACUACUUCAAGUUGUUUCCUUUCAGGCUUCAAUAGUUGGUAAGACACUGAAAAACCUGCAUCAUGAGAUCAAUGACCUCAGACAGGCCUUAGACGAGUCCAGGUCAGACUGCGAUCAUUUGCAACUCCUUGCUGCUCAACAGGCUCAGAAGAUAGUCAAACACGAGUCGCACAUACAGGAUCUGAGAGAACGGGAAAUUCUCCUACUUCAAAGUGUAUAACAAUAUCUAUUAUUUAUUUAUGUAGAUUCUUUAUUUUCUAGCCCUGUAAUUGAAUCUGAAGUCUCUUUUUCAUGCCUAAGGUGGAAGAACUCAAUGUCAGGGUAAAGGAAGUAGAAUAGGAAGCUGCACGAUGGAAAGAGGCAUGUGCGUUGGAGGUGGAAGCUGGAAAAGCUGCCAUUAAAGAACUAAACCAGGAGGUAACCCAAGAGGAAUAAGUUUGACCAAAGAUUCAUUAAAA
Molecule: messenger RNA, 1592 nt
Organism: Triticum dicoccoides
Lineage: Eukaryota; Viridiplantae; Streptophyta; Magnoliopsida; Poales; Poaceae
Exons: 2
Coding region: 219-956 (245 amino acids)
Source: RefSeq, a predicted model, not a curated record